CAGCCGCUACUUCUUUCUUCUUCUACUUCUUCAGAAUUUUUUCCACCACUUUUCCCUUCUCUGUUUCCACUUUUCCAGACACGUUGUCUUCAACCUAACGUGAAACAAACAAAACCAGCCGCACAGAGAAUUGAUGGAGUGAGGGGUAACAUGGGAAGAUGAAAGAUAUAUAUGCCACACACUUUCAAUUUCUUCAAAAUUGAUUUUAGUUAGCUUCAUCCAGACUCGAGUUUGGAGAGUAAAAUCACUUCUCUGCCACUUUGCCAAACAUCCUAUGAAAAAGGAAAAUCACGUUUGGAAGGCUGGGACGUGCGUUUCCAUUGUCUCAACGUGCAACCAAAUUUCAAUGAAGAAUCUCUCAAAACAACAAUGAUUCAAUUCCAAAGAACCUUCUUCUUCUCUAACACCACUUCUUCUCGCUCUCUUCGCCACUUCAUGUUUCAACUCAGGUCGUUACACAAUCCGUUAAUCUCACCGCACUUACCGUCACUCGUGAAUUUAACUACCAACGCCGUUCAACACCGUAACCGUUUCUCGUUUCGCUCUGUCGGUGUAACAACUAACUUCAAUACUUUGAAGUAUGUUACGUCGGUUAGCGGUUUCAGUUUACCGUUUUGGGAAAAUGGCGUUGGAAGGAGUUUGCGGUUUUCGUCUACUGCACCGGAGAAGAAGAGUAAACGGAAGAAAACGGUAAAAGCUGUUGCGGUUGGUGGUAAGGAUAAUAAGGAUUUUAGUUCUAGUGAAUCUGUGGAUAAAAAUGUUAAAAAUGUGGAGGUAGAGAAAAAUGGUUUAAGUGAAGUGAGUAAGAGUGAUAAAAAGGAUUCCAAAAUUAAUGGUGUUAAGAAGACGACGAAGAAGAAGCCUCCGAGUAAAAAGAAAGAUGUUAAGAUUUCUGCUGCAACUGAUUCAGCUGAUUCGUCGAAAGCUGUUGGUGAAGAAGUUUCUAAAAAACCACCUUCCAAAGGGAAGAAGAAGAAGACUAAUGUAAAGGAGAGUUCGGCCGAUAGCACUUUAAAAGAAACACACGAUGGUUCUGCUUCUACAAGGUCAAAGAAAAAGGACGUAAACUCUAGCCAGGUUGAUCUGGAGAAGCCGCUAGGAAAUUUUACGGGAAAACCACUGUAUCCACCAACAGGAAAGUCUGUGAUGGUCGUGGAGUCUGCUACGAAGGCAAAGGUUAUUCAGAGAUACCUUGGUGAUAUGUAUGAAGUAUUGCCAAGCUAUGGUCAUGUAAGAGACUUAGCUGCAAGGUCUGGAUCCGUGCGGCCCGACGAUGAUUUUAGUAUGGUGUGGGAAGUUCCAUCAUCUGCCUGGACUCAGCUGAAGAGCAUCAAUUUUGCAUUGAGCGGAGCAGAAAAUCUUAUUAUUGCAUCAGAUCCUGAUCGUGAGGGAGAGGCUAUCGCUUGGCACAUAAUUGAGAUGUUACACCAACAAGGAGCUCUGCACGAUAAUGUUUUUCUGGCUAGAGUUGUCUUUCAUGAAAUAACCGAGCAAUCUAUAAAAACUGCUUUGCAAGCACCACGAGAGAUUGAUGUGAAUUUGGUUCAUGCUUACCUUGCACGGAGGGCCCUCGAUUAUUUGAUUGGGUUUAAUAUUUCACCAUUACUAUGGAGGAAGUUACCAGGUUGCCAAUCAGCAGGAAGAGUUCAAUCUGCUGCACUUUCUCUUAUAUGUGAUAGAGAAAUGGAUAUUGAUCAAUUUAAACCCAAGGAGUAUUGGACUAUGAAGGCCAAGUUUAAUGGGAAAGAGCGGAGAUCAAACAAGGACGUAACAUUUGAUGCUCGCUUGACCCAUUUUGAUUCUAACAAGUUGACUCAAUUUUCAAUUACUUCUGAUGGGGAGGCAAGGGAUAUUGAGGGCAAGGUAAACUCUGCAGAGUUUCAGGUUAUUAGCAUGAAAAAAAACAAAGUUCGAAGAAAUCCUCCAACACCUUAUAUAACAUCAACACUUCAGCAAGAUGCUGGAAAUAAAUUGAACCUCUCAGCAAGUCAGACAAUGAAGAUUGCUCAGAAACUCUACGAGGGAGUUGAACUGUCUAAUGGUGUAGCAGUGGGUUUGAUAACAUACAUGAGAACUGAUGGAUUCCAUAUUUCUGAUGAAGCUGUUGCCAAUAUUCGCUCCCUGAUAAUUGAAAGGUACGGACAAACUUUUGUUGCACAAAGUCCACCAAAGUAUUUUAAAAAGGUGAAAAAUGCACAAGAAGCCCAUGAAGCCAUUAGACCAACUGACAUACGUCAUUUACCAUCAAUGCUGGCUGGGGUGUUAGAUGAAGAAUCCUUGAAGCUUUACACACUUAUUUGGUCAAGAACAGUUUCAUGUCAGAUGGAACCAGCUAUUCUUGAGAAGAUACAAGUCGAUAUUGGAAAUGCUGACCAGUCUAUCAUGUUACGGUCUACUAGCUCAAGGGUUGAGUUUCCUGGAUAUCAGGCAGUUUUCACGGAUAUUGUCACUGAAGCUGGACAAGAUAGAGACAGUGAUGGAUCCAAUCACGAUCUAGCUUUUGAGGUUCUAAAUUCCUUAAAGACAGAGGAUCCGUUACAUCUUGUUGAAACUGAGGUGAGUCAGCACCAUACACAACCGCCACCACGUUACUCCGAAUCAUCAUUGGUUAAGAAGCUUGAAGAGCUUGGGAUUGGAAGACCUUCAACAUAUGCAAGCACAUUAAGAGUUUUACAGGAUAGAAACUACGUGACAGUAAAAAGUCGUGUUCUGUCUCCAGAAUUUCGUGGUCGUAUGGUUUCAGCUUUUCUGUCGCAUCAUUUUUCAGAGGUCACAGACUACAGUUUCACCGCCGAUAUGGAAACUGAGCUUGAUAAUGUUUCUGCUGGACUAACCAAAUGGAAAGGCCUCCUUGGAGAUUAUUGGACGCGGUUUAAAUCAUAUUGUGAGCGUACUUCUAAUGUUCAUAUUCACCAGGUUGAGAAGAUGUUAGAAAAAAAAUUUGCGGAUUACUUAUUUGGUUCUCUCCCAGAUAAGAGCCGGGUGUGCCCAAGUUGUACGGAAGGAACACUUAUAUUUAAAGUAAGUAGAUUUGGUGCUGGCUACUUUAUAGGCUGUGAUCAACAUCCGAGGUGCAAGUAUAUUGCUAAAACAUUAUAUAGCAGUGAUGAUGAUGAUGAGGAAGAUACACCUCAGCAAAACACUACGAUAGAGGAACCAAAACUCCUAGGUUUUAAUAGUGGUUCAAAUGAAAAGAUUCUUCUGAAAAGUGGUCCUUAUGGAAUCUAUGUUCAGCUUGGAGAAGACAGGAAGGGAUACACACCUAAAAGAGCCUCUGUUCCUCAUGUAAAGGAUGUGGACUCUAUCACCCUCGAAGACGCACUUGUGUUGCUACAAUAUCCAUUGACAUUGGGUAAGCAUCCUAAGGAUGGACAUCCUGUCAUAUUAAAGGUUGCAAAGGAUGGCUAUUCUAUUAGAUAUCGACCCAAAAUUGCUCUUGUUCCUAAGAAUACGAAGCCAAAUGAAAUCACCUUGGAAAAGGCCCUUGAACUUUUAUCAGGUAAUAAUGUGAGAAGUGUUGGUCGGCCCAAAGGCAAAGCUAAAGUUGAAGAUGAUGAAGCUAUUGAAGUUUUCUAAGAUUUUGACCUGGGUACUUAGCAUGAAUGCUGCAGAGUUUUCACCUGAUUAACAUUAACUUAUGCAAUAAGCAAUUACGUAAGUUCGACGAUUAUGCGACCAAGAGUUGCAACUCCCAUUCCCAGAUGAGUCAGGGAAGAUUUUUUUAGAGUCAAAUGAAGAUUCUUCGAUGGAUCCAAAUGUAUACCAGUAGUUGUUCAUCAAUUUUGUGUAUAUAGGCUGGCCAAUACGAUUUAUUUGAUAGAAGUAUAAUUGUCCCCUUUUUUUUUUGACAGUAUAAUUGUCCCUUUAUUGUACCGAAUGUUGACUUAAUUUAUUAAGCCCUGAAAGCUGAUAUUUUGUUUGGCCAAAGGGUUGAUAUUCUUUUA
Molecule: messenger RNA, 3944 nt
Organism: Trifolium pratense (red clover)
Lineage: Eukaryota; Viridiplantae; Streptophyta; Magnoliopsida; Fabales; Fabaceae
Product: DNA topoisomerase 1
Exons: 23
Coding region: 370-3576 (1068 amino acids)
Biological process (GO): DNA topological change
Cellular component (GO): chromosome
Molecular function (GO): DNA topoisomerase type I (single strand cut, ATP-independent) activity; DNA binding
Source: RefSeq, a predicted model, not a curated record